CGCUCCUUGUCAACCCUCGUCUCUUGGGUUGCUCCUUCCUCGCCGACGGUCGAUUUUGUCACAAAUUUGCCGCUCCCACCAAGACUUUUUUCUUCGCCCCUCCGAUAAUCCACUCGGACUUUCUAUCACCGCAGUCUCUUCCGCUCUAUCUCGAUCGCUUGAAAUCAACCUUGACCUCACUCGAAACACACAUUCAAAAUGGCCGCUGUCGCAGAAAACCCUCCUCUACCGGUGAACGAGAACACCGCUCCCACACCUGCCACCGAACAGACUGAGAAGCCCAAUGGAGACUCCGUCACGGUGUUCCACGAUGCCGAUAACUUCAACGUGAAGCAUCCCUUGAUGCACGACUGGACUCUUUGGUUCACGAAGCCUCCCAGUGGCAAGGGCGACAACUGGAACGAUCUUCUGAAGGAGGUUGUGACCUUCAACUCUGUCGAGGAAUUCUGGGGAAUCUACAACAACAUCACGCCAACCUCCGAAUUGGGCCUCAAGGCCGACUAUCACCUCUUCAAGAAGGGAAUCCGACCCGAGUGGGAAGACCCCCAGAACAAGCACGGUGGCAAGUGGUCGUACUCAUUCAAGGACAAGCGCUCCGUCCCUAUCGAUGAGCUGUGGCUUCACGCGCAAUUGGCCGCUAUCGGCGAGACUCUCGAGAACGACGGUGACAGCGAAGUGAUGGGUGUCGUGGUGAACGUUCGUAAGGGUUUCUACCGUGUCGGUCUGUGGACGCGAACUGUCGGCAAGAGCCUUCCUGGCGACAAGGCCGGUACCCGUACCCCCGCCCAGGGCAAGGAGGUCCUUGAGUCUAUCGGCAGACGGUUCAAGGAGGUUCUCCGUCUCAAGGAGAGCGACGUCGUUGAGUUCUCGGGACACACGGACAGUGCCCACAGCGGCAGCACACGGGCCAAGGCCAAGUACACCGUCUAAAGCGCAUCAUCAGCACUGCGCCUUUGGAUUUACGAUUUACUGCGGAUAUACUCCGUUCUCUUACCAUGCGAUGAUAAGAAAUCUUGUGAUGGGCAAGUCACAAACGAGAAAACUACAUGAGGGAAAGCAGAUUUGGGCUGGACAUGACUUUGGCCAAUAUUCUGCAGCGAUGACCAAUCGUAGAAACCGACGGCAUGUAUCUCUCAAUAUGUUAUCUGACGAGGUUUAUACCAAUUUCGAUUCACGUUCCGUUUCCUUUUUCCGGGGUUCGUUUAAGGAAUUAAAAAAGAAAAAAAAAGAAUGAGAUCACCUUCACGAUAUGUAUUCAUGCUAUGGCUUAGGACUUUACUGGUUUUAUUUUUUCCUGUUUCUUCCUACUUCUUUCCUAUUUUUUUUCUUAUCUUUUUGCUUUUGAUUUCUUUAUGUGAUACACUUAUACAUAGUGAAUAGUUCGAUGAAAUGGAAGUUCCC
Messenger RNA from Aspergillus steynii IBT 23096, 1401 nucleotides. Its product is annotated as eukaryotic translation initiation factor 4E. The coding region runs from base 199 to 930 and encodes 243 amino acids. Gene Ontology annotation, biological process: translational initiation. Gene Ontology annotation, molecular function: RNA 7-methylguanosine cap binding; translation initiation factor activity. The transcript has 3 exons. NCBI's taxonomy places the organism in Eukaryota, Fungi, Ascomycota, Eurotiomycetes, Eurotiales, Aspergillaceae. The record is from RefSeq and is a predicted model, not a curated record. Gene Ontology annotation, cellular component: eukaryotic translation initiation factor 4F complex; cytoplasm.